AUGAAGAUGGAAGAAGUAACCAUUAAGCUUGGUGUCAAGUCAAAAGAUGACGGGGAUCAUCCUACUUAUAAUGGAGAUGAGUCUACCAAAGGUCAAAAUAUUAUUAUUAAAGUCACAGUAACUGAAGAACCCAGAGGAUCUGACUUCUACAAGUAUACUCAUGAGGAUAAUGGUGGUGAAAAGCAACUCUUCGAACUAAAGGAAGUAUUAGAUGGUAAUAGUAAAAAAAUAGAAGGAAUUCCUCCUGAUGGACCCGAUAAAAAGGUAACUUCAGUUUCUGCUUAUUAUUGGAGACAUGAUAAAGGUGGCCCUGGCCAGACACCUAAUAAGGUUCUCCUAGUUGAAGUGUCAUAUAGUGGAUCGGGCGGAACCAAGUAUUAUGUCAGGGGUACAGGUAUUGAUUGGGUUGAAACAUUCCUCGGUGACGAUCUCGAGAAAACCCUGGAUGAACAAAACUGUUACAGCAACGACGCUGUAACCUUAGAUCUUACCAAAGACGCAUACGGAACAGAAGGUAGGUCUCCUUGUUGUGAUGGUCAUAAAAGCCAUAGUAAGGUCUCUGUUACUCCUGUACCAGUUAAUCAUACACAUCACGACCACCCACAUGUGGGCUCAAACAAUCUUACAGUCAAAAAAUACUCAAUUUUGGGUACAACACUGGCAGCUAUCAAGCUUGCCGAUACUGGAGAGAAAAAGAAAAAGAAGCGUAUAACAUUUUCAGGACAACCAUUUCCUAUGGAUAGCGUAGAAAGCAUCUAUGCAUUAUACUCCGGUGACAAUCGGGAACCUAAGCUUAUAUAUGUCAACAGUAUUGGAGACCAAACUAACGUUAGAGGAUGGUACCAAAAUAAUGGUAGCGAUGGAGAAUGGACAAAAGCUACUGAUCUCCAAGGUGUAACGCCUGAAACAAUUAAUGACUGUCCAAACUGGAAUAAUGUUGUUGGUAAACUCAAGCACAGUAACAGAGACUUGCAAGAAUGUAAAGAACUUUCAGAGUCUGACAAACAAAAAGAACAACAAUCACAACGUUCUGAAGGUUCUGAUGAAGAACUAAGACAAGUAUCUGAGGAAAAGAGAAAGAAAGAAGAGCAAGAACAAUCUGAAUCUGUUACUCCUAGAGGACCUCCACUAGGUGCUCCUGGUCCUGCAGGACCUGCUGGAGCUGGUGCUAGUGGUACUGCUGAAGGUACUAGUGAUGUUGAUGGUACUGAUGGUGAUAGAGGACCUACUGGUAAAGCUGGUGAUAGAGAACCAGGCUCUGAUACUACCCAUAGCAUGAUACUUGUGGUAAUCAAUGGAUUUAGCAAUUCCAACUCAAAAAUGCUGAGCUUCUCGAGGAAAAACUAG
Theileria equi strain WA is the source of this 1347-nucleotide messenger RNA. RefSeq lists its product as hypothetical. The record is from RefSeq and is a predicted model, not a curated record. Lineage: Eukaryota; Apicomplexa; Aconoidasida; Piroplasmida; Theileriidae. The transcript has a single exon. The coding region runs from base 1 to 1347 and encodes 448 amino acids.